AUGGAGGUUGAGCCGGCCCAAGGGGAGCAGCAGCGACAAAAGAUCUUGUCUCUGUUUUUUGCAAAGAGGGCCGAGCCUGAAAAACUGCAGAAGCUCGUGGUCACCUUGCAGUUCGCGGCAAAGAAUGCUCGUCCGCUGUCCACUCUGGACAAUCAACCUCCUCUUGCUCCGAUCCUGGAUGAAUGUGUCAGGGAGAUCCGGCUAGCCGUCGACUUCCCCUUGCCGCCGGACGAGGGGGAGAGGGAAGCUCCAGCCCUGAGCCUGCUGGAUCAGGAGAUCGCAAAGAUCGCUGAGAAGACUGCUGCCGGUGACCCGGACGUCGUGCAGCACUCGCUGGUUUUUCUGCGGCAUCCGAUCGCUCUGACAUUCGUCAAGGUCGUUCCUACUGCCAAGCACCACUGUCAGGGCUACGAGUAUUUGGUCUGCAUGGCAGACGUUUGGUGGAUUCUGGACAUGUCCGUGAGCUACUAUGCAUGGUUCGGAAAGAACCUACACAAAGGCCUUUUCUCGGAGGCUUCGCAGCGAUGGGAAGUUUCCAUGCGCCACUUGGUAAGAACAGACACAUACAAGGGCGAGCAUGAAUCAGUUUACAUGCUGCCUGGUGUCAAACACGAUUGUUCUAGCUCGCUGGGUUUGCUGCUCGUGUUCGCUAUGUUGACUGUCAUUCGUGGCCUUAGCCUCGAGACACAGAAGAACAUCAUUGGAUUCUUGCGAAAGAUUUUCUCCCUGGUCAAGAUGGAUUGCUUGGCCCUCCUGCCGGACUGCAGCUUGCAGGUUCAGGAGGGAUGUGUCAGCAUCAAAAAGUUCUUCAAGAAGUUCGGAGCAGAUGCUACGCGAAUCUUGAACAAAAGGUGGGAAAGUGCCUUGGCACUAGGUCACUCCAGAUCCAACUACCGGGGCAAAGUCGCAAUUGCUGAUGUUUGGUUCUUCAUGUUUAGGCUGCAGCCAGAGGAAGCAUUGCAGUGCAUCCCGAUUGAGCGGGUGCAGAAGCGGCUCCUCCACAUCCUCGCACAGGCAGUCGAGAGGAGCUGUGCAGAUGGUUCCAUCAAGCUCCACACAAGCCCUGGACUCUCCGAGGAUAUGGACGGCCAAUCUCCGUAUUCCAGCGGCAAUGCGAGCCGCACGGCCAACCUUGUUCGAGAACAGCUCUUGACUCGAUUUCUUGCACGUGGCAGCGGAUUUAUAACAGGCAUGCAGAACAAAGAUAACAAGGACAUCGUGCCGGAUAAACUUCCAGGCACGAAAUCCCGCAACCUUCAAGGGGUCGCAGCGGAUCAAUUUGUGACGGCAUAUUUUGCAAGCUCUGCAACUCUCCUGUUGGAGCGGCUUCAGAAACAGGUCUUCCGACACUUGACAUGGUACGAAGAUGCAUCGUCCGUGGCCACUCACAAUGUCCUGACCAUCCACUGCUCUUGUGAUGGCUUGAUUAUCACUUGUCCUCUGAGCUUGCUGCCGGCACUGAAGACCACCAAAGAGACGACGAUCCAAGAAAACUUGGAGACAGUCGAGGCCCUGGGAGAUUUGGCCUCUCAGAAUCCAAAGAGCCUUCGAAAAAAUCUCUGUAAGGACGAAAAAGUGUCCACCAGACAGAAGAUGUUGGCCUUGAACCACUCGCUGCACCAGCUCGUUCGGUUCCGGUUGUCGGACGCUCUUCCGGCUCGGAAGCUCAGGCCAGUCAAGGAGGGCGAGACCCGGCAUUAUGUUCAGAAAGACGGGCUCAAGCGAGCUUAUCUUUGGCAUGCUCAGACAAAAGCUGCAACAUGGCAAUCGACGGAUCAUGUGGGGUUCGACAGCUGCCUUCGGCUCAGCUGCUUGCAAGACGAAGGCGACACAAGCAUGGCCGUUCAGAUGGCCAAUCACGGCCUCUCCAUCAUGAUCCAUAGAGAUUCCAUGCAUAAGCUCCACCGCGAAGAAUGUUUGGCCGCUCAAGACGUGCCCGAGGUCGCUCUCUCCAAGAAGCAGGUGCUCCUGAUCAUGAAGUACGACAAGGCUCCGUGGAAGACCUCGGCCUUCGGCCGACGGUUGCGGGAGGCGAGGGAGCUUGUGGAGGCGAUCCCGUGCACGCACCGGCUGGUGCAAAUGGUCGCUCCCGGCAUUCUCCACGAUUUGGGGAUGGACCCGGCCUCUCCUCUCGAGGCAGUGAAGGACGUUCUCGUCAAGUACGCCAAGGGUCAUCUGGGCACAGGAUCAGACCAUAGUUCCGGGAGAUGGGCCGAUUAUGUGGAUUCCUUCGGGCGGCUCCGCAAAGAGUGGCACUUGCGGCUCUUUUUCAUGCUCUAUGCGGACGUUCUGGAAGGCAAGAAUCCGCUGCACUGCCUGGCCGCUCGCACGGACGAUGACAAGGCUCUUGGCCCUCAGGUCAUCAAGGUGCCUUGGACACAGAACUUGGCAGGUUUUCGGAAUGUCUGA
Symbiodinium sp. CCMP2592 is the source of this 2409-nucleotide messenger RNA. Lineage: Eukaryota; Dinophyceae; Suessiales; Symbiodiniaceae. The record is from the annotation of a GenBank genome assembly.